Molecule: messenger RNA, 1161 nt
Organism: Oncorhynchus mykiss (rainbow trout)
Lineage: Eukaryota; Metazoa; Chordata; Actinopteri; Salmoniformes; Salmonidae
Product: solute carrier family 66 member 3
Source: RefSeq, a predicted model, not a curated record
CUUCUUUGAAAUACAAGCCAUACAAAUUCGGGGGCGCACUUCAACGCUCACUAUGUGAUGGCCAAAAGGUUAUUGCUUGAAGUAAUAUACUGGAAAAAUGCUCAGCCACCUGUCCAAUUCUCUCGGGUAGACUGACUACACGCUGUCAAGUCAAUCCGGCAACUAACAGGAGUGAUUGCAGACUACAAGUAUCAUUAUUUUUACCCAAUACCAAGACAUUAUGCUAACGUCACCCGUAGACGACUCGAACAUUUUGUUACACUUGUUAAAUUAUAGUACAUUCUGCUUGUGUUUAGUGUCUAAAAUCCCGUCGAUUGUUCUCGUAGCAAGAGCGAAGUCUUCCAAGGGAUUCAGCCUGAAGGGCUUGCUGUUGGAGUUGACUGGAUAUGUCGUGUUUGUCACCUACCAGAUUCACCAUGCUGCACCAUCUUCCACGUUCCUGGAGUACCCGAUACUCAUUGCCCAAGACACCGUCCUGCUUCUGCUCAUCCUCUAUUACAAUGGGAAAGCCAAGCACAGCUUGAUCUACAUUGCACUAUUUGUAGGGGGAUGGAAACUUGUCACACUACAAGAUUGGAUCAUUGAUCUGGCUAUGAGCCUCUGUACCUUAAUCAGUGCCAGCAGUAAGUUUGCCUCUGCCCAGUGCCUGUACCAGUCCAAGGACUCCUCCGGGGUCAGUGCCCUCGCCUGGAGCAUAUCUUGCUACACCUGCUUGGCGAGGAUGUUCACUACAAUUAUGACAACAGCAGACAUACAAGUUCUCACCCGGUUCGCGGUCUUGUCAUCGCUCAAUGGAUUUGUGCUGGCCAUGAUAUUCCACUACAGAAGAGAUGUCAAAAAGGUGGAAUGAGCUUUGGAGAUGAGUCUGUCAGUCACCUGAGUCAUAUUCUUCAGGCAGCAAACAGAAGAACACAGAAUGACACAUGGAGGGACUAACUGGACUUAAAACUGGACUGUCCUAUAAAGAAAACUAGCAUUUUCACUUGCAAAAUGUCUGACUUGUGAAACCACAAACAAGGUCUUAUCCACUGGUCUUUUGGUCCCAUAACAUGGUAUUGAAGCAACCCUUAGGAAAAAAAGUCUUAAAUUCUCCAAAAUGAUGAGCAAUACAAGUAAAACACACAAUAAAAACACACAAUAAAGAAUAUUUACUCUUAUCGA